Thecamonas trahens ATCC 50062 is the source of this 699-nucleotide messenger RNA. Its product is annotated as ubiquitin domain-containing protein 1. The transcript has a single exon. The coding region runs from base 321 to 656 and encodes 111 amino acids. The record is from RefSeq and is a predicted model, not a curated record. NCBI's taxonomy places the organism in Eukaryota, Apusomonadida, Apusomonadidae.
GGGGGGGGGGGGGAAGGCUAGCGGCGAGGGGGGAGGGGGGAGGAAAGACACAGGUCGUACAUCUCUCUGACGGUGGACGUUAGACGAGUGGGUACUUGUGGACGACACUCUUUGGUGUUGGUAGGUGCCGGUGGAUUGGUAGUAGGCGUGCUGGACAACAGGUCGCCGCGUCUGUGUUCUGCACCAUACGACGAGCGAUAGGACCAGGAAGAAGCGUAACGUUUGCUGGUGAGGCAAGGCAAGGCAAGGCAGGGCAAGGCAGGGCAAGGCAAAGUCGCAAAGAACCAGGAAAGUCAAAAGAGCAAGACCUUGUCUGGACUAUGGGCUGCUCACAAUCGUCGGCGGCUGGCUCGUCGGGCCCGCUCACAGGUGUCGUCCCCAAAUGGAAGUCGGACGAGCCUAUGACCAAGGACGAUCUGGCACGUAAGCGCGAGGAGUUUUGGGACACGGCGCCGUACUAUGGUGGCAAUGAGGAGUGCUGGGCAGCACUCAAGUCGGCAGUGGAGGCGCCAUCGCGAUCCGCGGCCAACGACAUCCUCCUCGCCGCCGCCAUCACCGUCCCGUCGGGCGUUCUCACCGAGUCGUACGACCGCCUCGGUUACAAGUAUGAGAUCCCGCUGUACUGCCUCAAGGAGCCGUCAAACAUGGUGUCGUAGCAUCUGUAGCUGUGUGACGGAGGUAAAGCGACUCAUUGGCGUA